AUGGAAAGAGAUGAAUUAAAGAAAGGAAAUGAAGUAUCAGUAUUGUGUGAAGAUAAAAAUGAAAGAAUGAAGAAGAGUGAUGAGUUUUUUUCUUAUAUAGAUGAUAAUAUAAAUGAGCACAUAUAUUAUGAGAAUAGUAAGAAUGAUGAUAAUAAAUUGUUGAAUAAUAAUAAUAUUAAAAAUAAUAAAAAUUCUUAUAAUUUUUAUAAUAUAAAAUAUAUGGUAGAAUAUGAUGAAGAUAAAAAAAAAGAUGUUGGUUAUAUCUUAAGUGAUAAAGAACGAUAUGAGUUUUUAAAAUAUGCAGAUUAUUUUUUUGUUGAAAAUAAAAAUAAUGUAGAUAUAUAUCGUGAAAUAAAAUAUGUAUUAAAAAAUAAUAAUCCAAAUUUAUUAUGUUUAUUAAAAAAUAUAUGUUUAUUAGGACAUAUAAUUUAUUUUAAUGAGAUAUUAUAUGAAUCAAAAUUAUUAACAUCAAAUGAUAUUCAUAAAAUUGAAAAUAUAUUAUAUAAAAAUGAAGAUAAUUUUUCAAAUAAUUAUAGUAUUAUUUAUAAUUCUUUUCUUUUUUUAUUAGAAAUAAUUAAAUUAAGUACACAUAAAGGUGUUCAGGAUUUUUCUUAUUAUCAAUUAUUUCGAAAUAAAAAAAUUAUUGAGACUCUUUUAUUUUAUAAUUUUAAUGCUCAUAAAAACAAAAUAAAAAAUAAAGAACAUUUUUUUAUAAAAAAAAAUAAUCAAGCAAUUUUUAUAAAUAAUAUUAUUACAUUACAUAUUGUAAAUAUGUUAAAUCAGACUCAGAAACAUAUUCGUUUGUAUGCAUUAAAAAUAUGUAUUUUAUUUAUAUCACACAUUAGUAAAUCUAAUCAUAUAAUUAAUCAUAUUAUAAAUAUAAUAUCCCAACAAAUAAAUUUCGAUGAAUAUAUUCAUGCAUUUGCAGUUUUCUUACAACUUGUUCCUUAUCUAAAUCAUGACACUUUAUAUUAUAUUAUCAAAAAAUUUUAUAAAUCUUUAAUAAAAAAAAAAAAUGAAACUUCAAAUAUAUUGUCUUUAUUUAUGAACAUAAAAAAGGGAGGAGUCCAAAAUAUUCAUCUAGAGAAAAAAAAAAAAAAAAAAAAAAAAAAAACAUCUCAAAAAAGAUGUCCAUCUAAUGUUGAUAGUAGUAAUAAUAAUAGUGAUAAAGAGAGGAGCUUACAUAUGGUUUUAGAACAUGAAAAAUAUCAAAAUAAAAAUGAUUAUAAUAAAAAAAAUUUGAAUCAUAAAAAUGAAUCAUGUGUAUCUGCAUAUGAGAUAAAUAAUACAAAGGAGGAGAGUAAGUCACAUAUAUUUGAAGAUUUAGAUAUAUUUAAAAAUUUACAAUAUUAUAAGAAUAUUUAUGAUGAAGAUAUAUAUUCUUUAAAAAAUAAUAAAAAGAAUAAAUACAUAAAAAAAAUGAUAUAUAUAAUAAAUGAUAAUUUUUGUUUUAUCAAAUGUUUAUAUCUAGGGUUGAUAGGAAGUAAAUUGAAUGAAUUAUAUUCUUAUGUGUCUUAUUAUUUAUUUAAAAUAUUAUGGAAUAUUAUAAAUAAAAUAUUUUAUAUACCAUAUAAUCAAUGUGAUGAAAAUAAAAUCAUACACUUGUUAGAUAUAUUCUUUUAUAAUACUACAAUACUAAGUGUUACAAAUAUUUUCUUAUUAAAUUUACAAGUUAUUAUAUUAAAAUUAUUAUUAAAUGUAUCACAAACAUAUAUAAUGAAUAAAAGAUAUAUAACAUUUUUUUCAAUAAGAAGUUUAUUAUAUUUAAUAAAAAAAAAAAAAUUAUUUAUUUGUAUAGAUAGUUAUAUAUAUGAACAGCAAAUGUUAGAUAAUUACAGAUAUCCAUUUUAUUUUAUGAACAAUUUUUUUUAUAUGUCUACAUUUCAAUAUUCUGAUAUAUUACAACUAUUAAACGUUAUUCUUUUAAACAAUGAUAAAGAUUAUAAUUAUCAAUAUAAUCAAAAUGAUCAGAAUAAUAAUAAUUAUUAUUAUUACAAUUCUAAUACUCUUUCUAUUUAUUUCUUUAUUCAAUUAAUAUAUAAAUUUUUUAAAGUUAUUCAAGGGUCUAAAACAAAAUAUAAUACAUAUAAUAUAUAUAAUACAUAUAAUAUAUAUAAUAUAUAUAAUAUAAUGAAUAAUAAUGUUUUUAAAGACAAAAAAAAAAAUACUCACAAGGAUUCUUCUAAUACUUUUAAUUUUUCUUACUUUGAUUUGAAUGUAAAUAAAUUUAUAACAUUUUUUAAAAAUAUAGAAGAUGUAUAUAUUCAAAGGAAGGAGAGUUCCAACCUUGAAAAUAUAAAAAAAAAAAAAGUAGAUCAUAUAAAGGAUGAAACAAAAAAGGAAUCCAAAAAAAAUGAUUUCAUUAAUAAUUAUCAUAUUAAUAAUCAUAAUGUUCAAAAUAAUAAUGAUCAUAGAGGUAAAUUCAACUUUCUUAUAACACUCAAUGAUUCUAAUAAUACAACAGAUAGACAUAAAAAUGCUCAUAUUUUUUUCAAUAAUUUUAUUUAUACUGCAAAAAAUAAACACACAAACAAUAAUAUAAAUAUUAAAAAUUUAAACAUAAAACUGGACAUUAUUAGGAUGAAGAAAAAGAAAAAUAAUAAAUCCAAUAAAGUUAAGAACAAAAAAAGUAAUAAAUUAAUAACAUAUUACACUCCACACAUAAAUAAAAAUAAUACUAUUAUAAAUAAAUUAAUAAACAAAAUGGAAAAAAGAGAAAAAAAAAAAAACAAAAAAAUAAAAAAUAUUAAAAAACAAAAGAAUAUAGGAAAGACAACAGAAAUAAAUAAAUCAAGUAAACAAAUAAGCAAACAAAAUGGAAUAAAACAUAUAAAUGAAAAUAUAAGUGAUAAUAAUAAUAUUUAUGAUAAUAAUCAAAAUUCUUAUUCAAAUGUUAAAAAUUUGUUCUCAUUAAAUAAUAACAACCAAAAUGAAGAUGCGUUUAAUAAUUAUAAAAAUAUAACUAGCAGCUUCACCACUUCUUCUAGUAGUUGUAUUUAUAGUAGUAGUAGUAAUAUAUAUAAUGAGCAUGAUUAUCAAGAAAAAGAAAAAGAAAAAAGAAUGGAUUCAACAAAUUGUUUAAAACAUACACAAAAAAAUGGUAUUAACAAUAAUUAUAAUUAUAGUUAUGAUAAUAAUAGUUUUAAUAGUGAUGCUUUAAAUAAUGAAAUAAAUACACUUUCUCAUUCUUCAGAUAUACAUAAAAAUGUAAUAUCUAAUAUAAAUGUUAGAAGUGAUGGAAUAAGCGAUAUUAGCUUUUCUAAAAAUUCCAUUUUUAAUCAAGAUAUAAAUAAUUUUUUUCUCAUAAAUAAUGAUAAAAAUAAUAAAAAUAUAAAUAAAAUAUAUAAUACACAUUAUAUAUCUUAUGCUUUUCAUAUUUUAAAACAAAAUAAAAUAAAUCUAUGCAACCUUAUCGAUGAAAAUAAAUUAUUUUAUCAUAACAAUAAUGAAAAUACUCUAUUUAUACAUUUUAAAAAUGAAUUCUUAAAAAAAGAAAUAGACAAAAAUGUUGAUAUACCAAAUAUUAUUGUCUUAAAAAAAAUUAUGAUUAUAAAAAUUCUUUUUUUUCUUUAUAAACAUAACAACUUAUUAAUUAUUAAAUUAUAUAUUCUUAAAACUUUAUCCAUUUUAUCAAACCAUUUAAUUUAUGAAGAAGAUAUAGAAAACUUUAUAAGAAUAUUCAAUUAUUUUGUUACACAUUUUUUAAAACAAAAUGAUUUUAUUAAUACACACACAUCAACUUUAUUAAAACAUGAUAAAAAAAAUAAUGUAAAUACGAAUUCUACACAGUUAUUAAACAAACAAAAAUAUAAAAAAAAUCAUAAAUUUCAAAAUAUCCAAGAAAAAAAUGUAAAUGAAAUAUUAUAUAGUAAUUCAUAUAAUUCAGAUCACACAUCUUAUUUAGGAAGUGUAAUUAUGUCAUCAGAUUCAUCUACACAAGAACAAAAAAAUAAUCAAAAAAAUAAAAUAAAUAAAAAAAAUUAUCUUAACAAUUUUGUAAGUUAUCUAUUAAAUAAAAAGCAUAUGCUCAUAUUAGAAGAAACAAAUAGCUCAUAUUAUAAUAAAAAUGUAUUAAAAAAUUUUAUACGUAUUUAUAUAACAGAUAUUAUAUAUAAAUUAUUGAAAUAUAAAAAUCAAAUAAUAUUGAAUUCUAUUCUUUAUAUUUUUUCAAGUAAUCAAAGUAUACCUUUCUUUAAUUUGUUCUAUAUUGUUAAUAAAGAAGCUAUUGAACAAAUAUUGAAAGAACCUUUCUUUUAUUUAACAGUAGAAAGAAAAUGUAUAAACGAAAAGGAGAAAAAAAAGGAAAACAAAAAGGAAAACCAAGAUGCUCAUAUAAAUAUUAAUCAUAAUAAUAAUCAUUUUGAAAUAAAAAAAGAAAACUAUAAACAUGAAGACCAAAAAAGUAAUAAUAUAUAUCCCAUUUCUUAUCAACACUCUUACCUUAACAUUUUAAACGAACACUUUUUCCAAUCAUUCCAAUUCGAUAAUAUUAGCCUCAAUAAUGUCAAAACUCUUUUUUAUUUCUCUUUUUUUAAUUUUAUUAAUGAUAAAGAUUCUAUGAUUAUAUUUAGAAAAAAAACUCUCACAUUCUUAAAUAUUCUAAAUGAUAUAUAUUUUUUUAAAACCAACAAAUACGUGUUUUAUCGGGAAAAGUAUAAAAAAAAUUUUUUGUGUGCAGACAAAACAAAUGAUUUUGCAUGUAUAAGUCAGGCAAAUGACCUAACACGUGCAGGCAAAAUGGACGAAUUAUUAUGUACAAGUCAGGUAAAUAAAAAGUGGCAAAAUGAUGAAAGAGUGGGAGUAUUAUCAUAUAAAGAUAGGAAUAAUUUGAAGAUUGAAAGUAUGAAUGGAAAUAAAUAUAUUAAUAUUGAAGAUGCUGGUAUAGAUAAAAAAAAUAAGACAGGCAUAAAAUAUGAUAUGAAUAAUAGCAAUAUGAUGAAUAUUAAUAGUGAUAAUUCAAAUAAAUUUACUGAUGAUGAUGAUGAUUAUUAUUAUUAUUAUUAUUCUAGUUCUUCGUGUAGUGUAUCGAUAUCAUGUGCAUCAUAUAAUUCUGUUGAUGAUAGUAGUACUGUUGAUAAUGUAUCAGAUGGUAAUAACGAAUCUGUUGAUGAUGACUUUUCAAUUUCUUCUAUAUCUAAUAAAUCAUUUAAAAAUAGGAUAAUAAAAUCAUAUGACAAUUUAUAUAAUGAAGAUAUGAAUACAAAUGAAAAUAUCCAAAUGAAUUUUGAUAUAAAAGAAUGUUCAUAUAUAUAUAUGUAUAAAAUUGGUUUGUAUUGUAUAAUAUCGGGUUAUUAUAAUUAUGGAUAUAAAAUAUUUGGAAAAUUAUAUGUGAUGGUUAAUAAGAGAGAUAUAAAAUUAUGGUUAGAAUGUUUAUUAAAUUAUUGUAAAUUUUAUUAUUUAAAUAAAAGAAAACCCAAACAAAGAAAACAUUUAUAUGUAAGAAAAACGAAUGAUAAGGACAAUAUGUAUAAUAAUAUAAAAAAUAAUAGAAACGAAUUAUAUCAUAAUAAGAACGAUUUUUUUACUCACUGUAAUUAUAAUAUUGGUUAUAUAAAUCCUUCCAAAUGUUUAGAAAAAGCUCAAGAGUGUGUAAAAGAAAUAAUAAGUUAUAAAGAAAAUUUUUUUCAUGUUUUCUUAUUUUUACAAAUAAAAAAAAAUAUAUAUAAAGCUAUAGAAAAUUUAAUUAUUUUAAUAAAUGAUAUAAAAGAUGAAAUAAAUUAUACUGUGAAAUAUUUUACGUAUAAUAUUGAAGAAUAUAUAUAUUUUUUAAAAAGUAUUUUCAUAUACUUAAUAUUACUAUUAAAUUUUAAAUAUGAAUUUUCAAGAUUAUCGAAAAGAAUAUUAUAUAUAUAUAUUGUAUUGAUUAAAACGUUAUAUGUUAUAUGCAUUUUUAUGAAGAAUAAAAUAAUUCCAUAUUUAUUUUUGAAUUCUUCCUUUUUAUUAAAUACACUUAUGGAUUAUAAUGAUGCAAGUGACGUUGAACAAAAUGAAAGUGACAGUGAAGAGGAUGAUGAACGUGACAAUAAAAGUGAAAAUAAAAGUGAAAAUAAUAAUGUAUAUCAUAAGGAUCAUUAUAAUGUAUAUAAUAAGGAUCAUUAUAAUGUAUAUAAUAAGGAUCAUUAUAAGGAAGGCAUUUAUGAUCAAAAUAAUAACAUUAUAAAUGUUAAAAAAAAGAAAACAAAAAUGAACUUAUUUAUGUGGGGAGAUGAUUAUACAGGAUAUAAUUUUACAAGAUUAUAUUUGGAAAGAAAAAAAGAAAAGAUAAUACAAAAAAAUCUUUUUUCAAAAGAAUUGAAAGAUGUCGAUGGCAAAUCGUUUCAAGAAAUUUUUGAAUAUAUAAAAAAUUUGUGGAAAGUAUCAGGAGAAAAAUUUUUUUUUUAUUAUCAUAUACAUAAUUUAAAUGAAAUGUAUCAUAAUUUAUUUAAAGAUAAUAUUAUAAAUAAAAAAAAAAUCCUCAAUUUUUUAAAAGUCUAUCUUUUAAUUCUAAAUAAAAUUAAUUAUCCGACUCCUCCUCGUUUCUUGUCAUCUCGUAGUUUCCCCUAUAUAGUUAGUCGUGCAUACAUAUAUAAAUCGAACCUUGGAAAAAUGCAGUAUGAAGUGGAGUCCGUUAAAUGUAUAGGCCACUUGAAAAAUGCUCAAGCUCAUAUAAUUAAACAUUUUUAUUAUUGUAAUAUUAAAUUAGUUUUAAGAAAUAAAAUUAUAAGAAAUAUAAAUGUAAAAGCUAAAGGACUUUCUAUAUUUUAUACAUUUCAUAUACAUAUACAAAACGAAGAUUUAAAGAAUUUUCAUAUAUUCAUGAUACCACUGGAUAAACAUAAACAAGUAUUGGGUCAAGCAAAAACAACUGAUUUUUUUAUUAAAUAUAUAUAA
Plasmodium adleri (nom. inval.) is the source of this 6870-nucleotide messenger RNA. Its product is annotated as conserved Plasmodium membrane protein, unknown function. The transcript is spliced from 3 exons. The record is from RefSeq and is a predicted model, not a curated record. Bases 1 to 6870 code for a protein of 2289 amino acids. NCBI's taxonomy places the organism in Eukaryota, Apicomplexa, Aconoidasida, Haemosporida, Plasmodiidae.